ACGUGUUGUGUGAACAGGGAACCGAACAGAGCAUUCCCGCUUUGUUGUGUUUGCGUUUAGCUUUGUUUCGUGUCAACUCCAUUGUUUUAGCACAUCGUUGUGUAGUAAUGUGCUCUGCAAACUGAAAUUGUUAGCAAUACAGAAUAUACAAUCAUCAAUAAAGUUGCAUUCACGAGAAAUCAAAAGCUGGCAUAAGUUAAGAAGACAUGUCGAAUAAUAAUCCAUUGAGCGCAUCUGCUCUUGAGCAAUCUGAUGAUGUACCUGAUCUUAUUGAUGCAGAUAGUGACAAGGAUUGGAGUGAUGAAGAAGACUGUGAUGAUGUUGGACAGAACCAAGUCGUUAACUGCAUUUUCACUGAAAAAAGUUUUCCAAGUGCAAAAAGUUAUUUUUUAAAUUUAAAAUCCACACAAGGUUUCGAUAUUUGGAACAUUGUUCAUUUGGAACUGAGUUUAGACUUCUUUGGUUAUGUAAAGCUUAUUAACUUCUUAAGAAGUUCAUAUAAUGGGAAGGCACCACCAUCUAUAAAGGAACUUAAGGAAAAUAGGGAAAUCUGGGAUCAGGAAAAAUAUUUAAAACCAGUUGUUGAGGAUGAUCUUUUGCUUCAAUUCAUGAUUGAUGAUGAGGAUGAUUAUGAAAAUGAAGAUGGAUCUUUGCACCUGGACGACUCAAUGCUUUCUAAUGGAGGUCCAAAAGAUGAUGUUACGGUGCUACAAAAGAAGCUUCGAAUUUCAGAGGAAGAGAACAAAAAUCUAAGGAUGCAGUUGCAGGAAGUAUCCAGCAGGAUGAAUGAGAUGAAGUCAUUCAUGAAAGGUGUUAUAAUGAAAGGGGAUAUUUAUCGACCAACAUCUGCAUGCAGGAGUCAGGAUGGACUUGAGGAAGAGGAAUUUGAAGACUCUGGUUAUUUUGGCACUUACUCCCACCAUGACAUUCAUGCUGAAAUGUUGCAAGACACAGUUCGGACCAAAUCUUAUCAUGAUGCUAUUAUGUUAAACUCUGAUAGGUUUAAAGAUAAGAUUGUUUUGGAUGUUGGUUGUGGAACUGGAAUACUGUCUAUGUUUGCAGCAAAAGCUGGAGCAAAACAUGUAUAUGCUGUUGAUAUGUCAGAAAUCGCAUUUCAAGCUAUGGAUAUUGUUAGAGAAAAUGACUUUAAUAAUAAAAUUACAGUUAUAAAGGGCUGUAUUGAAGAAGUUACUCUACCAGUUGCUAAAGUUGACAUUAUAAUAUCAGAAUGGAUGGGCUACUUCUUGUUGUAUGAGUCUAUGCUUGAUUCUGUAUUGUUUGCUGCAAAGAAAUGGCUUAAUAAUGAUGGAUUUGUAUUACCAGAUCGCUGCGAUGUGCAUUUGGUAGCAGCACAUGAUGAAAAGCUAUUGGAGUCACAAAUUGGGCAUUGGGAUAACGUUUACGGUUUUAAAAUGUCUUGCAUAAAGCGAUCUGCUGUCAGUGAAGCUUUUGUUCAAGUAGUGAGACCAACAGCCACUAUUUCAGACUCUGUUUCUGUGAUGAACAUCGCUUUACCAAAUAUUACCCAAAAACAACUUAACUAUAAGUCCGACUUUGUAUUUAAAAUCACAAAAUCUGGUAAAUUAUCCUUUGUUGUUGGAUAUUUUGACAUUUUUUUCUCAAAUGGUUUAGAUAACAAUAUUUCUUUUACAACUGGCCCAUGGACAACUGCAACUCAUUGGAAACAAACUGUAUUUUUCCUUAAUGAGUCCUUAGAUGUAAAUGUUGGAGACCGAAUUGAUGGCUCAAUCUAUUGUAGAAAAAAUCCCAAGGAUCCAAGGUCACUUUUAGUUGAUUGGUCAAUCAAAGGCAAAACAAGCACAUAUUCUCUGUCAUAAUUAUCUAAUAAAUUAAUUUGUUGAAUUGCAAAUAAAUUUCUUAGGCAUUUUGCUCAUUUUUAAAAUCUUAGAAAAUGUGUGUUUUUUGGAUAUAUUUGAAACAAAAAAUGUUAUUAGUUAAAAAGAUGAAUUGAGUUGUCUGUAAGUUAUUUAUUUAAAAUAUUUGGUCGAAUGCAGGUAUUGAAAACGGUCCUAAAGAGAUCGAAGCGUUUUGUUUAUGUAUUUCUGAUCGAAGUCUCCCCAAUGUGGGGCGCACCAAACGUUGUGAAAAUAAAUCAGCCGUUAAAUGUUUACAGAAAAGUUUAAAUGCGGGAAAUAAGAAACUUUUUGAAGAAAAUGUUUUAACGUCUCCGUUUUAACAAGUAAUAAAAACCAAUAUUUAUAUAAA
Ciona intestinalis (vase tunicate) is the source of this 2226-nucleotide messenger RNA. Lineage: Eukaryota; Metazoa; Chordata; Ascidiacea; Phlebobranchia; Cionidae. The record is from RefSeq and is a predicted model, not a curated record.